Messenger RNA from Trypanosoma grayi, 660 nucleotides. RefSeq names its product Tbingi protein. The coding region runs from base 1 to 660 and encodes 219 amino acids. The transcript has a single exon. The record is from RefSeq and is a predicted model, not a curated record. Lineage: Eukaryota; Euglenozoa; Kinetoplastea; Trypanosomatida; Trypanosomatidae.
AUGCAUCGCCCGACUCCUGGGGAUAAAAAGGCCGCUGUAUUUAUGGGUUACACCAAAGCCUUCGACACAGUCGACAAUGAUAAAAUCAUACUUGAAAUGCGACGGCUGGGUGUACCGCAACAUAUAGUGCGAUGGUCAGCAUCCUUUCUGGGCAAUAGGACGGCAGUAGUUCGCGUAAACAAGGUGCACUCCUCGCCGGUGUCCUUCACGAGAGGUGUACCACAAGGCACGGUUCUUGGGCCACUCAUGUUUAUUAUUGUCAUGAACUCUCUCAGCCUCCGGCUGGCUGAAGUCCCGCUACUGCGGCACGGCUUCUUCGCGGAUGACCUCACCCUGAUAGCCCGACACAGCGACAGAGAGAUCAUGACGACCACCCUACAACGGGGACUAAACGUGGUGGCAUCUUGGACGAAGCAAUACUUCAUGGAGGUUAACGCGUCCAAGACGAAGUAUGCAUUCUUUGGGACCACAAGUGCCAACCCCCUUGCCCUCCUCUACAAUGGAACACCGGUCACCAUGGAACGGCUCCCGACCCUGCUGGGCAUCACAUUCCAGAACUACCGUGGAAUGAGCUCACACGUAGCACGCCUACAGCAGCAGAUCAACCAGCGGCUCAUGCAGCUAGCGGCUGUCUCAUCCUGCAGAUGGGGACCAAACUAA